Brettanomyces bruxellensis is the source of this 2274-nucleotide messenger RNA. RefSeq lists its product as uncharacterized. NCBI's taxonomy places the organism in Eukaryota, Fungi, Ascomycota, Pichiomycetes, Pichiales, Pichiaceae. The transcript has a single exon. Bases 1 to 2274 code for a protein of 757 amino acids. The record is from RefSeq and is a predicted model, not a curated record.
AUGAGUUCAAAUUCGUCUCCACUGCAAGAUGACAAUCUUCGGAGAAGAGGCAUCAUAAAGAUGCCAGGUGGAAAUUUACGCUUGCCACCAAUUCGAAUUGAGUAUGCCGAUGGAAGCUCCCAGAAUCUUCUGUUGGAUGUUGGGGGAAGGCGUCCAGAAACCACGGUCAACUCGGCAUCGUUUCUUACAGAUUUACUGUUAAAUCGAAGAUCCAAUGUACUUUCGCCAGUCACAUCUACUGGUCUUGGAGCUGCUCGUUUGAGACCAUUAUCUGGAAAUGGGAGAAGCCAUCUCUCACAUUCGCUCACUUCAAGUAUGUUGUCACCUACUACAUCCCAGAAUCGUGAUAUUUUCAAUUCGCCUACGGCAUUAGUGCGUACAGGAUCACAGUCAGGAGGUUCGAGUGAUUCUCAAUCGGUGGGAGCUGAUGGGAGUCAUGAAAUUAAUCAUAACGCUUCCCGUGUUGGAUUUAAUCAUGAAGCUACCACUGCUCGAUUUAACAAUGAGGCUUCCACUUCUGGAUUUAAUCAUGAUGCUUCAAAUAGUCACGGACUUAAUAAUGAGACAGCAACGACCAGUCGAUUUGAUAGUGAAGCUUCAUCUAAUCACGAAUCUAUUCAUGAAGCCACCACCAGUUCUGGGGAAGGACCAGCUGCUGGAUCGACGCAGAACAGUUCAGUAAAUGCAGCAUCUGCGUCCGACCAGGCUGCAAACGGCAUAAAUCAGACAUCCGCAUCCGAUGCUCAUACAGAAACAUCGCGAAAUAUAAUACUCACGGUAAACUACAUUUAUGGACAGACACCUGUGAACAACCAACGGGGAGGGAAUGCACGGGCUGCCGGAAACGAACCAAAUAAUGACUCGCAGAAUGGAAUUACGGGUUCGCUCAUAUUGCAUGUUCCAAGCAUAAACGAGUCGAAUGACGAUAAUCUGCAGGUCCUAGUCCGACUAGCCACGAUCAUCGCACUCCGAACGAUAUCGACGUCGAUCAAGAAGGCGUCCGGAGUUCCCGACAAGGUGUUUGAGUCUUUUAAAGUGUGCAAGCUGGAAGAGUUGGCCGAGGAGGACAGAAAGUGCCCCAUUUGUUAUGAUGCGUACAUAGAACCGGCAGAGGCCGAAAAGGAUGACAGCGUAAAGGAGAAAGACGCCGAAGAUAGCAUUAAUUCAAAUGGCAAGAGGUUAAGGAAGGACGUCAAGGAAUCGCAGAAGAAAAGAAGAAAGAACAACGCGGACGGCCAGAGUAGCAGCUACACGUCAUUUUUAGACAAUAAGGAGAGCUCAAAAGAGAGCUCGCCAGCCGAAGAGGACAAGUACGUGCAUGUGCCCGUGAAAAUGCCCUGUGGACAUGUUUUUGGACGCACAUGUCUUCACGAGUGGCUGAAAACAAACAACAGCUGUCCUCUGUGCAGAGACAAGAUAAAGCACACGAGAGGCAGUGAGUCCGGAUACGCAACUACAGUUGUGCUCCCGAAUCUCGCCCAGGUGAUAAGCGAGGGUCGCGAAGUUAUUGAAGACUUCAACUCUCGCAGUCUCAUCUUUUCAAUGCCGGAUCAGGAGGGGAACGAGUCGGCCAACGGCGAGCAACGGUCGCAGGAGGUGGCGUUUCCGGCAGCUGUGCCGAUCAGAUUUCCAACGAUCGUCACGUUGAAUCCGCUGGCUGCAAAUGCCGGGCAAGGCGGUGCUGGUGCCAACGGUGCAAUUAAUACAAACGGAACCGGUGCAGGCAGACGCAACGGCAGUCCUGGCGUGAUGCGACUGGUCAGAGAGCUCAUACAGAGUCUUCAUAACCGGCUUCACCAGCCAGUGAGGCUCCGUGAUGACCAGGGUGCCACGCAGGACUUGCAGCAAGGCGUUUUGCAGCGUUUGCCGAUUAUCCGGCCUGUGGUAGGCAACCCUGCCGGUGCGGGUGGCAGUGUAAAUGGCACCGUGCCGCAUAUUCGCAUGCAUUUGUCCCCAAGGAGUGCAUCGUACUCUGCUGGCAGUGGGGCCGGUGCCAAUUCACCAACCACACUGUUUCCAGUUGGUGUUUCAAGCAGAAGAACGCCAAAUGGUGUCGUCACCACUUCGAUUGGAGGACUGGACACUCGUGCAACAAACGAGAGGACUAGAGAUGCGACGGAGGCUGUGUCAUCAUCAUCAGCAGCUUUAGAAUCGACGCAUACCACCGAUGAAACCAGUCAGACUGGCUCCAGUAGUGGGGGUCGGUCCCAUAAUGGGUCUGAGGCAGACCAGCACGAGCUAAAUUCGGAUUCUGGACAUGGUGCGGACCACUAA